Messenger RNA from Brienomyrus brachyistius, 4999 nucleotides. It is a transcript of the gene disp2, whose product is annotated as dispatched homolog 2 (Drosophila). The coding region runs from base 210 to 4703 and encodes 1497 amino acids. The transcript is spliced from 8 exons. The record is from RefSeq and is a predicted model, not a curated record. NCBI's taxonomy places the organism in Eukaryota, Metazoa, Chordata, Actinopteri, Osteoglossiformes, Mormyridae.
CUUCUCAAUAGCGUUAGCGGUCAUCACAUCCGCGCCGUCCAAUAGCGAACAAGCCUGAGCCAGACAUCAUUUCAGCUUUGGAGAAUUAUACCGACAUACUACAUGCUCGUAUAUAACAUCCUGCUCGGCGAUUAACGUCUACGUAUUUAUUUUCCCAGUGUUUUAGAUAUUUUAGAGGCAACUGAUUUUGCAGAGUAGGGCAUUUUUCAAUGGAGGCUUCCUUGGAAGAAAACGCUCAUGUUAUGAUGAUGGACUCUCCAACAGCUGAGCAACCUGCACGGGAAGCGUCACAGAGUUACAGUGAAAUACCAGAGGUGUCACUGUGCCCUCCGGACAGCCCAGCUAUGGAGCCCAGAGUGACUCUCCUACAGACAGAGGGACUCCGUUCCAGUAGCUGCAGCCUGGCCAGGAUGUCCUCCUCAUCCCAGCUGUACCACCAGGUGUCCGCGGACUGCUCCCACCUCUCCCCCCAUCCAAAGCGAUGCCGCUGUUGCGGGCACCGGCAGAAAGUCCCGGGCAGCCCCAGUCCCAGCCUGCAUUCCAUGACAGGAAGCCCCCACCCUAACUGCUCCUCAGAGACCACCAGGACUGCUCGUGGCUGCAGCCCCUCCCACGUGCCCUCCUGCCACGACACCGUGCACUGCCAUUGGCUGCAGGGAUCACAUGAAGGCGGCGCCCACCACCCACUGCAACACCAUGUAGUAACAGUCAGCCAUGAAGGGAUAUACAGGAUUCCAAGAAGCUACUCCCAGCUUAUAGUGGAGUUCCCCGUGGCGGUCCUCAUCAGCUGCACCAUUGCUCUCCUGGGAUGCUCCUUAGCCGGGAUCCUGAUUGGUCCACUGCCAGACUUCUCUGACCCCUUAUUGGGGUUGGAACCACGCGGGACGGACAUCGGGAACCGACUCGCCGCCUGGGCCAAGCUGCAGGAGAACACGGGACCGGGGAAGCCACUGUCUCUGUUACCGCGGAAUCUUGCCGGAAAGUCGGCUAGCGGCUUUGGUCACGGUGAUGAGCAGGACACCAGCCGCGGCGUGGGGCAGCACCAGCGACGCUCUCGCAGAAUGCUGGACUGGGCGUUCGCUCAGGAAUCCUUCUUCUGCGACUCCCCAGGAGAACGUUACGCCCAGCUGGUUUUUCGCUCCGGAAACUCAGCCAGUCUCUGGAGCCUGAAGGCCAUCCGCUCCAUGUGUGAGAUGGAGCAGGCGAGGAUCCGGUCCCAUGCUCAUUUCCAAGACCUCUGUGAACAGGACAGACCGGACAUAGGCGGGGCCUCAACUAAUCGUAUGUGUUGCCCAAGCUGGUCUUUGGGCAAUUACCUGGCCGUGCUGAACAACGCUACCUCUUGCUUUAGCCUGACUGCUCUGCAGGUAUCCAAAAGCCUGACUCUACUCCGCCAGUGUGCCCCUUACUACCACGACAGGAGCCUGGCACCAUCCUGCACCGAGAGGAGCAAGAUGGGUCACUGUGCAUCGGUGCCAUCUCAGUGCAAGCACUCCAGCGCAGUCUACCAGAUCCUGCAUUAUCUGGUUGACAAGGACUUCCUUGGACCUCAGACCACAGGUUAUCAAGUCCCCUCACUGAAAUACAGCCUUCUGUUUCUGCCUGUAGAGAAAGGAGAUCCAAUGCUGAAGAUAUACUUGGACAAUUUGGAGGGCCGUGAUCUUACAUACAGCAACACCACAAUCACAGGCAUGGAUCUGGGCAUCAAAGAGCAGCUUUUCAAAUACUAUUUGGCUCGUGACUCAGUCUAUCCAGUGCUGGCUGUAGUGAUGCUUUUAUUGACGACGGCUCUCUAUCUGCGGUCAUUCUUCCUCUCGGCGAUGUCCUUGGCGGCAAUCAUGGUGUCUCUCUUUACUUCCUAUUUUUUCUACAAAGUCGCUUUCCGACUCAUGUUCUUCCCUUUUCUUAACAUUGCUGCGGUUCUGGUCUUGCUGGGGAGUUAUUCCAAUCAGGCAUUUACGUUCAUAGACCUCUGGCAUCUCCAGCUAUCCCAGAAGCCUCCUGCAUCGCUAGAAAAAAGGGUCACACGGGUUCUUCAAGAGGGGGGAUACUUGAUACUGGCAUCGGGACUGACAGCCAGUGCCACAUUCUACUCAGGAUAUAUGAGCAGCAUCACCACCAUCAGGUGUUUUGCAGUCUAUCUUGGUACUGCUUCUUUAAUCAGCACUCUUUUCUCUCUGGUAUGGUUGCCCUGUUCCCUUAUCCUGCGUGAGCGUUACUCUGCAACAGUUGCGCUGCCCAGGAAACCCUGCUGUUCCUUGGGCCCCAGAGGAUUCUGGGACACAAGCUCGAGGAAGCGAUGCUUAUUCACAAUGGUUCGGAAAUUAAGGGGACUGAAACGGGGACUGUCUGACACAUCGGAUUUGCUCUUCUUAAAAAUCCUGCCAUGUGGUGUGGUUAAAUUUCGAUAUAUCUGGGUUUGUUGGUUUGCUGUAUUAGCAGCAGGUGGAACUUACAUAACAUUUGUGGACCCAGGAAUGAAACUCCCUUUUUCAGACAGUAAAGUGGCUCAGCUCUUUCGUUCCAGUCAUCCUUUUGAAAGGUAUGAUUUGGAAUACCGUCACCAAUUCAUGUUUGAGCGGCUAAAGAGUGGGGAGGACAAACCCAUGACAAUCACUCUCGUUUGGGGCAUCCUUCCAGUAGACAAUGGAGACCACCUGAACCCCAGAAGCAAUGGUACCUUAGCUACGGACCCAGGCUUUAACAUGAGCAGCCCAGAAGCUCAAGUGUGGCUGCGAGGCCUGUGCGGAAGAAUCGGAAACCAGAGUUUCUAUGUUCCUUCCUGGUCCCCUGAGGGAGAAUUCAAACAGGACAAUAUCUGUUUUGUUGAACAGCUAUUACACUGGGUGUCAAUUAGACGCUGCUCUGAGAAUGAGGACGCUUUCAACUUCUGCUGCAACAAUAUCCCAUUCCCUUACCUCCCCGCUGUUUUUGAGCAGUGCCUGGCCAUGAUGGCUGCUGAGAGACAUGCAGAAGGGUACUUGCCUGACACAGCGGGACCUCGUUUCGACCCAGACGGCCGUCCAGUAGCUUUAGUUAUAGAGUUUAAGACGACCCAACUCUACAGUUUCAAUUUCAAUCAAACUGCACAUUUCUACAAGGAGAUCGAGACAUGGUUCACUAAAGAAAUAUCUAGUGCUCCUACUGGACUUCGGAGUGGUUGGUUUGUAAGCCAAUUGUCUCUCUACGAUCUCCAGCAAUGUUUAAGCUCGGAGACACUGGUAGUGACAAGCUUCUCAGUAGCCCUUACCUUCGCCAUGCUUCUCUUGACCACCUGGAAUAUUCCACUGAGUAUUUAUGGAACCGCCGCCGUUGGAGGAAGUGUUUUCGUCACGGCUGGCCUCCUGGUCCUGCUAGAGUGGCAACUAAGUGGCUUGGAGGCCCUUUUUAUAUCAGCUGCUGCUGGGCUUUCUGUUGAUUUUGCUGCUAACUAUUGCAUUUCCUAUAGCUUGGCACCACACUCGGAUCGGCUCGGAAGGGUAGCGCACUCCUUAAAGAGAAUGGGCUGUCCGGUAGCCACAGGAGCCGGUGCCUACUUCUGCAUGGGUGUCAUAAUGCUGCCUGCAACUGCACUGCUGUUUCGCAAGCUGGGCAUCUUCCUACUCUUAGUGAAGUGUGUGGCUUGUGGAUUUGCCACUUUCUUCUUCCAGUCACUCUGUUGCUUUUUCGGGCCACAGAGGAACUGUGGGCAAAUAUUUCUGCCAUGUGCAGGAACAAAUAUGCAGUACAAGGAAAAGGGGACUGAAAACAUGCUAUCUCCUGGCUCUGCCUUAGAGCCGGCCUCCUCCAAUGCAGCAGCUAAUGGGUCUUUUGGCUGCGGGGGGCAUUCCAGAAUGCAAAGGGGAUUCGAAAAAGGAAGCGACGGUGGUCAUCUCUGUCCGGGGCAGCAUCGCCAGCGACAAAGACACAGAAGCGAAGGGAGGAAGCCAGAACAGUAUGAGCUUCAGCCUCUGGCCUGUCAGAUGAGCGACAGCUUUGAGAACAGCACUUGCACCAGCAAACUGUCCAACAGACCCUCUGUCCUCUCGGAUGACAUUCAGUUCCGUAGCCUGAGCCCAAGGGGAGAUAUAGAAGCAAUGAGCAUUGAGGGAGACAGCGAGGACUUAUCUUGUCAGCACUUUGAAGUCUGUAACCCACCUCCUGCCCUACAGACCUCCUCCCCAUACAAGGAGAACACCCUCCGACCAGUGGUAGUAUCACCAACUAAUCUGACCCAGGAAAGACUCUUAUGUAGGCAGUGCCAGAGUCAGUCUGGCACCCGUAAACACUGGAAUGUCUCAACGUCCUCCUCCUCAAGCAUGGAAGAUAUCAUCAGCAGUCAGCCUCCAGACCACCAACAAUCAUUGCCCACAGAGAGGACAACCGGAAGUCCUUUCAAGGACCACCCCCAUCGACGGCUCCUCUCGUCCCAGAGUUCUUUCGAUGGGCUGGAGGACUCCAAUGAGACUUGCCUGAGUGACAUUGAACCAGGACCCUCAGCCCCACAGACUUUAGAAGAAACUGUAAGAGAGCUGAAACCAGGUCACUUGAAUGGCAAGAGGGACACUUUGCGUCUGUCGCUGAAGGAGACUGUUUACGAGACAGCUCCCUUGGGGAGAGGUAGAACAAGCCAAGGAGACUUACCAGUCAUCUUACCCAAUAGCAAACCAGAUUUACCAGAUGUAUGGAUAAAAAGGGAAGGGAGAAGUGGGGAAGGUAGUUGAAGUCAUGCCACAAUGUGUUAAUGCAGCUAAUUGCCAGUCAAAUCACUCAAAAUAAUUCAUUGUAAUAGAUCUCGAUCCAAAAUGAGGACCCAUUUGUCAAUCAAAAAUUUCAGCCUAUUUUUUUGGGGAGGAAUAACUUUUGUUAGCCCUUCAAUUGAAACAAUGCAGCACGACACUUGUUCAGCGUUAAGUGAUCUAUUUCGUGUGAAAGUGUAUCAGUUCAAGCUUGGUGACAAUCUGUCAGACUAUUGUAUGAAUGACUUCUUGAUGUCAAAUACAUAUUUGUCUCCAGUGUA